AUGCUAACAAUACAACUUUCAUUAUUCGCAGUAUUCAGUGCUAUCAUUUGGGCAACUGCAAACAAGGAGAAUUCUCCGAUUAUAAGAUCAAAAACAUAUGAAUAUACUGUCGCCUCGCAAUCGAAACUACUACCGAAAGCUGGUCUAAAUAGCAGCAUAUUGUGCUGCCUUCGACAGAUAAGGAGAAAUCUCAAUAAUCGUUUAAUCCAAGAAGUGAAUCUACCCUGCAAAAUUGCUUGUGAUCUUGAUCAUUCAAUAGGAACACUUUUCGUAACGAAUAUUUCCGAUUCAGAGUCUUCUCUAUCGAUUCGUAACAAACCACAAUUCGGUUGUUCCCGCAGUAGCAGCUCUACCUCAGACUCUUAUGGUUGCGGCCAACUUAAUAUUCGCAGUGGUAAUGUUAAUGGAAAAUUACAACGUAUUACACUACGAAUACCGUUCCCCAACGUUAGAUCACAUUUUGCCGCUUCGUGGGGUACAGUACGGGAAAUGCUCACCCCAACAAAAUUUCGACAUUACCAGAUACACUUCAGAGACAAUACACGUCAGAGGGCUGUAUACAGAGAAACAAACAUCGAUUACAGAAAGGUAUCAUUUGUGAAAAUUCCAUCUACCAAAUCAGAUGAUGGAUAUGUGACACGAACAACAAGAAAAUCAAUCCCCAGUUACAUCAAACCAACAGAUAUGAUAGUAGAGGAUAAACAAAGUUAUACUCUGGACACUGCAGAAGGUGACUAUCUUAACUCGGAUCCACAAAUACAAGUAAUCGCGAGCGAAGUGGACCAUGAAAUACCUAGUGAUCGAAAACGAAAGCUGAAACAGUGA
This is a messenger RNA of Brugia pahangi, 825 nucleotides long. The record is from the annotation of a GenBank genome assembly. Lineage: Eukaryota; Metazoa; Nematoda; Chromadorea; Rhabditida; Onchocercidae.